UCAUACUCCAACCAAACAACCUUAACCUAACAACAAUGGAGUUCAAGACCGAAAUGUCUACAACAAAAGAUGAUGAAAUUACAUUUAUAUCCUCCACCAACACUACUGGUUGUUCGUCUUCAUCGUCGUCGUCGCCACGGCCUAGAGAAGGGUUGCACGACGUAGGUACGCCACCUUUCCUGACGAAAACGUUUGAUAUGGUGGAAGAUCCAGCGACCGAUUCGGUGGUUUCGUGGAGUAGAGGUCGGAAUAGUUUUGUUGUUUGGGAUUCUCAUAAGUUUUCUACCACUUUGCUUCCGAGGUAUUUUAAGCAUAGCAAUUUUUCAAGCUUUAUUCGCCAGCUUAAUACUUAUGGUUUUAGGAAAGUGAAUCCAGAUAGAUGGGAAUUCGCAAGUGAAGGGUUUCUUGGAGGACAAAGGCAUCUUCUGAAGACAAUCCGAAGAAGAAGAACCGUGGUGCAACCGAUCCAACCAAAGCAAGAAUUCGGUCCGUGUAUCGAAGUAGGCCAAUACGGGAUCGAGGAAGAACUUGAAGGACUGAAAAGAGACAGAAGUUUGCUAAUGGCAGAAAUUGUAAGGCUAAGGCAGCUACAGCAGCAUUCAAAGGACCAGCUCAUAUCAAUGGAAAAUAGGCUUAGAACCACUGAAAAAAAGCAACAAAACAUGAUGGGUUUCCUUGCAAAAGCCUUUAGCAACCCUGAGUUCCUACAGAGGUACAUGGAUAAGUAUGCGCAUAACGAACAAGAACAUAUCAAGAUCGGUCGCAAAAGAAGGUUAACGAUGACACCGAGUGUGGGGGAUUUACAAGAAGUGGAUGUUGGUGUUGAAGAUAUUCAUGAUCCAUUUCUAGCAGCCCCUGUUGAAGGUGAUUCAAGUAGUGGUAUUGGUAAUGUUUCAAAUUUUGUGGAGGAUGAACCGCCUGAGAAUUUGUGGGAGGACCUGUUGAAUGUGGAUCUACCCGUUGAAAAACACCCUGAAGAGUUUCUUGAUGAUUUAGAUGGUCGGCAGCUUGAGUGGGAUGAAGAUUUGCAAGAAUUAGUGGACCAAAUGGAGUAUUUAAGGUCAUCCAAACCUUAAAUACUUGAUGGAAGUGAUUGUUGUUGGGAUUUUAUUGUGUUUUGAGUUAAGAAGGCCUCUACAAGUCCACCUCCUCUUUAGUAGAGUUCAAGUCAAAGAUGCAUAUGAAUUGUGUGAUAUCAGUAUCUUUGUGCUGAGGAGAUUGUGGAAUUGUGAAGAGGCCAAGCUGCUGUUCCUUUGUAUCCUUAUGUUAUGCUCAUUCGUAUACUACUUUCCUAUUCAUUUAUGGGACAAAA
Messenger RNA from Helianthus annuus (common sunflower), 1312 nucleotides. RefSeq names its product heat shock factor protein HSF30. Lineage: Eukaryota; Viridiplantae; Streptophyta; Magnoliopsida; Asterales; Asteraceae. The transcript is spliced from 4 exons. Gene Ontology annotation, biological process: regulation of transcription by RNA polymerase II. Gene Ontology annotation, molecular function: RNA polymerase II cis-regulatory region sequence-specific DNA binding; DNA-binding transcription factor activity. Bases 36 to 1076 code for a protein of 346 amino acids. The record is from RefSeq and is a predicted model, not a curated record. Gene Ontology annotation, cellular component: nucleus.